AUGCUAAUAACAAUAUGUUUUAUCCUGAUUUGUAAGGCUAAUGUAAACCCUGCUCAUUAACAAACUGUAAUAUCUGCAGCAGCUCUACGCAAUGCUAAUAAUGUUUUUAAGGAUACACUUUAAUGUAAUUUAGUUUACAAAACUCUUAGUAUUUGUAAUGUUAUACUUGCUAAACUAACUGCAGUAGAUGCUAGAUGGUAGGGAGUCUAAAAAUUUGUUACUAAUGCAUGGAUGGAUCAUAGCCAGUUAACGGGUCAUGCUUGA
This is a messenger RNA of Tetrahymena thermophila SB210, 264 nucleotides long. RefSeq lists its product as hypothetical. The record is from RefSeq and is a predicted model, not a curated record. Lineage: Eukaryota; Ciliophora; Oligohymenophorea; Hymenostomatida; Tetrahymenidae. The transcript has a single exon.